UUUAAGUUUUAUUUUAUUAUUACAAAAUUAGCAUGGAAAUUGCACUUGGUGGUAAUUUGUAGAAUGAAGACAACGUUACCAUUUAGAAUUUGGAUGUUCACUGCAGCUGUGUUUCAUUUAGCAGAAGCCUCUCCUGUUAGAUUGUAUUCAAAAGGGUCGACUGUGUUACUCAAAUGCACAUCCGAUGGCACAUACUCAUGGUGGAUUAAAUCAGCACACCUUUCGAAGCACCCACGGGGUUGGACAUACGAUCCUGACGAAAAUUACAAUUGGUUAAAAGUCAUCAGAAGUAAUCAAACUAACGAUUUUGACCUAGAGAUAACUAAUGCCUCUAGUUUUGACGAAGGUCUCUACUACUGCAAUUCUAACCGUUAUACUUUACAAAUGGAAACAUUGCCUACGAAUAUGUCAUUUGAUUACGAAUCAAAAGAUAGUAAAAUACAUGGAAUAGAAAGCAUUGCACUAAGUGUCAUAUGCAGGGUUCAAAGUGGAAAACCACAAGAAACAUUAUCGCUCAUACGAAACAACAACACCGUGAAGACUGGUGAACAUGGAAAGAUUGAGUAUAUAUUAAUACCAACAAAACUGGAUCAUAAUGCAGAAUAUACAUGUGAGGCAAGGAGUCCAUUAUCAAAUCAACCAUUGAGAAAGACAGUCCAGUUAAACAUCAACUACAAACCAACGGUUUUUAGCCUACAGAUUACGAAUGAUGAAAUCAAUGAAGGUGAAACGAAAACAAUAUGUUGUUAUGUAGUUAGCAACCCAGCACCAUCAGCAACGAGAUUGUUGAAUGGAAGUCAGGAAAUUUUUGUUACAUAUCAAACGAAGCAAACUUGUUACACAAUUAAACACGUCAGUCGUUACGACCAAGGAAACUACACAUGUUUAGCCACGAAUAUCAUUGGAAAAGGAUCAGUAACUAUUUCACUCCAAGUAAAUUUCGAUCAUCCUUCAGUAGAAAAAUCAACAUUUUCUUCAUACAUCAUCGUUAUUGUAUUACUGAUAAUUAUUGCAGUCUUAGUUACUGGGAUGGUAAUAUAUGUUCGGUACAUGAAACAGAGAUUACAAAAGAGGUUGAUAGUUAAUCCAACAACUCGAAGGAAUGGUAAUGAAAGUGUUCAUUAUACGGAAAUUAAUGAAGAUAUUUUGAUAUUAACAACAUCCCAAGGAAAUGAUAACCCGGUUAUAUCAACAGACGAAACUUCAGUUAUGGAAAAUUCAGGUAUAGUCCCAGUGAAUGAAGAACGUUCGUCUGCAUCAUCGGAUCAGGACCCAAAUGCGUCAGAAAAUGUGGACGAUGGUUAUGAACGACCAUACAACAUGUUAUUGGCAAAUUAUCAAACUGAAGACGAUCAUGUUUAUCUUACUACUAACAAUAAUUCAACCAUAUUAUACAUUUAACUUUUUUAGACACUGUUUCUUGUGGAUUCACUAAAGUAGAUUGUUCAGCAGAUAACAAAAAUAUAUUUUAUACAAAUGGCGGUUUAGAAAACUGUGAAUCUGAAAAAAUAGUGAGAACGAUGUCAACGAAGCAGACAAUAAUUGUAAAGGACCAACCAUUAUCCACAAAAUACCAAGGUAGAAUACAUUUAACUGAACAAACAUACUAUUAAAUCAGCAUAAUGUAUGAGCAGGUCUUUGUUGGCCCCUUGAUUUCGAAAAGUAUUGUAAAUAUUUCAAAUAACAUCCU
This is a messenger RNA of Mytilus trossulus (common blue mussel), 1690 nucleotides long. Its product is annotated as opioid-binding protein/cell adhesion molecule-like. Lineage: Eukaryota; Metazoa; Mollusca; Bivalvia; Mytilida; Mytilidae. The record is from RefSeq and is a predicted model, not a curated record. The transcript is spliced from 9 exons. Gene Ontology annotation, biological process: cell-cell adhesion. Bases 64 to 1401 code for a protein of 445 amino acids. Gene Ontology annotation, molecular function: cell adhesion molecule binding. Gene Ontology annotation, cellular component: cell-cell junction; plasma membrane.